Molecule: messenger RNA, 1313 nt
Organism: Octopus sinensis (East Asian common octopus)
Lineage: Eukaryota; Metazoa; Mollusca; Cephalopoda; Octopoda; Octopodidae
Product: geranylgeranyl transferase type-2 subunit beta
Exons: 10
Coding region: 158-1156 (332 amino acids)
Biological process (GO): protein geranylgeranylation
Cellular component (GO): Rab-protein geranylgeranyltransferase complex
Molecular function (GO): Rab geranylgeranyltransferase activity
Source: RefSeq, a predicted model, not a curated record
GAUAUUCCUCGUUGAAGUGUUUCUUUCUUCUUUUCUCUUGCUACUGCUUUCUUGUAAAUAGAUAUAUACAUUUAUGUAUAUAUCUACAUUGUCUUCUUUAUUGUCACGAGGGAAAUCAGUAUAACUAUUUUGUCAAGAUAAAAUUUAAAUAUCGGAUAUGGUUACUCCAGUAAAAGAUGUCACAAUCCCAGAAAAGGCACAGACGACUCUUCUGUUGCAGAAACACAGUGACUUCAUUGCAGCCUAUGGCACAAAAAAAGAUGAUUAUGAAUAUUGUAUCACAGAGUAUCUCCGAAUGAGUGGCAUAUACUGGGGAUUGACUGCUCUUUCAUUGAUGGAUAAAAUUGACAAAGUUGACCGAGAUGAGGUGUUGGAAUUUGUCAAAAAGUGUCAGCAUGAAAAUGGAGGCUUUUCUGCGAGUAUUGGUCACGAUCCUCACCUGCUUUACACACUAAGUGCUGUACAGAUCCUUACACUUUAUGGUACCACAGACACAGUGAAAACUGCUAAAAUUGUAGAGUAUGUGAAAGGUUUGCAACAGGAAGAUGGCAGCUUUAUUGGAGACAAAUGGGGUGAAGUAGACUCUCGAUUUUGUUUCUGUGCUGUAGCUACAUUAAAGUUGUUGGGCAAGUUAGAUGCAAUUGAUGUAGACAAAACAAUCCAGUUUGUCCUCAGCUGUAUGAACUUUGAUGGGGGAUUUGGUAGCCGUCCUGAUAGUGAAUCACAUUCUGGACAGAUUUACUGCUGUGUUGGGUUACUGGCUAUCACAGGUAAACUACACCAUGUCAAUGCUGAUAUGUUAGGCUGGUGGUUGUGUGAGAGACAGUUACCUUCUGGAGGACUGAAUGGUCGUCCUGAAAAAUUGCCUGAUGUCUGUUACUCCUGGUGGGUGUUGUCUUCCUUAAAGAUUAUUGGAAGAUUGCAUUGGAUUGAUAAAGAAAAAUUAGUUCGGUUUAUCCUUGCAUGCCAGGAUGAUGAAACUGGUGGCUUUUCUGACAGACCUGGUGAUACAGUGGACCCAUUCCAUACACUGUUUGGUCUUGCUGGACUGUCUCUGCUUGGUGAUAAGUCUAUCAAAGAAGUGAAUCCAGUUUUCUGUAUGCCCCAGGAGACUAUUGACAAGCUUGGCAUCAGACUGCAACUUCUCUCACUUUGAAGCAAAUCAACUUCCAUUCUUAAUAAUCAGACUUUAUUUUUCCAAUACAAACCAUGUUUUAUUUAUUCAUUUCAAGUUUGUACAGCUUCAAACUCUUUGAACUAUAUUUCAACAGGCCUAAUCAUUGUGACAAAUAAAUUAUAUGUAUAUAAUUUGA